AUGUGUAAGUUCUGUGACUUCACGUUUGAGGGCGGAACCAAUCGCUGCGCAAUUCACCUUGCGAAAUGGAAAGGGCAGGAGAAACGCGCUGUCCGGCUUUGCAAGAAGGUGUCCGCGGCAGUCAGUGAAGAAGUGCGCGGCAUGUACGAGGAGAAGGUGGAGAAGCAGGGCGUCAAACGAGGGGCGGCCGCUGCAGCAAUUGACUCCGCGCUGGGCGCGGUCACUGGUUCUUCAGAGAAGAAGGGGAAGAUAACGUCCUUCAGCGAUGAGGCGACGAGCGCCAAGGAUAACGCCCUCUGCCUUUUGAUCGCGGCGUUAAGACUUCCCGAGCGCAUCGCGGAUGACCCGGUCUUCCGCUACGCGGUCCAGUGCUUUGCGCGCGCUGGACCGGGGUACGUCUCCCCCAACAGGCGCUACAUUGGAGGGGCGGGCUUGAAGAAGGUGCGGCAGAAAAUGGAGGAGGCGCUCGCCCCCGUUGCCGCCAGCUGGAAGCGGGACGGGGUCACCGUGUCGUCGGACAUGAUGACUGACCGUUGUGGCCGCCCGCAGGCCAACGUGCUCCUUGUCAACGACUCAGGCGCAGUGUUCGAGCAGGCGGUGGACUGCAACAUGGAGUCAAAGACCGGGGGGUACAUCGCCAGCCUUCUCCGCCCCGUCAUUGAUAAGGUGGGGCCGGAGAAUGUGGUGGCGGUCUGCACUGAUGGCGGCAGCAACUAUGCCUCGGCAGCCAAGAAGAUUGCGAGCACAUGGCCGCACAUUGAGCAUGUGCCAUGUGCCACGCAUGUCCUGGACCUGAUGAUGGAAGACGUGGGCAAGAUGGGAUGGGCGAAGGGGCUCGUGGAGAAGGGGGGAAUGAUGAUUACCUUUGUGCGCAACCACCACUUCACCCGUGCUAACAUGAAGAAGGGUUGGGGGAAUCAGGUGCUCAAGCCCGCGGGGACCAGGAAGACUGCAGCCGAGAAGUUCAGGGCUGCCGUGAUGGAUGAGGAGUGGUGGGGGCUGGCGGUGUUUUUUACCUCUCUCAUGGCGGUGCCGUACAAGGCCAUGCGGGCCACGGACUCCUCGGCGAAGGGGAUGAUGGGUAAGAUGUAUGAUAUCAUGCUACAACUUACCGAGGACAGCAAUGACAAGUUGGACAAGGCAGGGGACUAUUUGACAAGGGCGGAAAAGGCUGAUAUCACCAAGAUUGUGAAGGACAGGUGGGACAACUCACUUGCCUGCCCCAUGCAUGUGGUUGGCCGGAUCCUGAAUCCGGCCAACCAGGUGGAGGGAAUUUUCAGGAACGACAUGGAGUGCACUCGAGUGUUCAAGGCCUACAUCGAGCGCCACUACGACAACAAAACCUUCAGGCGUGGCAAGGAUGGCGCCCCUCGCCGUGCCUCCCUUGUGCUGCAGGAGGCAUUGCUGGCCUACAUCAACAUGGAGGGCAGCUUUGGCACGCCGGCCGCCAUCUCUGCAAGGGAGGCAGUGAAGAAGGGGGAGAUGAGCAUGGUGCAGUGGUGGUCGUGGCACAGCACCGACACGGUUGUCCCCAGUAACAUCCCGGAUGCCCCUAUCCCUCGCGGCUACAACAUGGACGAGGAGGAGGAGGAUGACCUGCUGGGGGGGGAAGGAGAGGAUGCAGUUCUGGCGGAUGAGUAUGGGGCAGGGGUGGUGUUGGAAAAGCUCCGCAAGGAACUCGGCUGUGGGGAUAGCUAG
Messenger RNA from Closterium sp. Naga37s-1, 1698 nucleotides. The record is from the annotation of a GenBank genome assembly. NCBI's taxonomy places the organism in Eukaryota, Viridiplantae, Streptophyta, Zygnematophyceae, Desmidiales, Closteriaceae.